AUGACCGAGCAGGAGAUUGUUGAUUUCAUUGGAAAUGAAAUUGGUGAUACGGAGUUCAUCACGGAUAUGACAUACGAUGAUUAUGACCCCGUUCUUGAAGUCACCGAUAAUGAUGGGAAUGUCUUUGAGAUUUCCGUUAAGAAAAUCAACGAUUCAAACUUCCUUGGUGGAUUGGAGUAUUCUUCCCAUACUGUCUACAUUGAAGACUACAAGUUUGAUGGUAAUAACAAGAGGAAGAAGAUUCAUCGUGAGAAUAUGCCGAAUGUCAUUUCCAAACUCAAGAACGCUGGCUACUUCUGCCAUUAUGAAUACAACCGAAUCAACGGAAACUGCUAUGGUUUCACUGUGACGAAGAUUCCAACCAAGUAUGAUAUCUAA
Molecule: messenger RNA, 378 nt
Organism: Cylicocyclus nassatus
Lineage: Eukaryota; Metazoa; Nematoda; Chromadorea; Rhabditida; Strongylidae
Source: the annotation of a GenBank genome assembly